Molecule: messenger RNA, 2733 nt
Organism: Ceratotherium simum simum (southern white rhinoceros)
Lineage: Eukaryota; Metazoa; Chordata; Mammalia; Perissodactyla; Rhinocerotidae
Gene: ACOX1
Product: acyl-CoA oxidase 1
Biological process (GO): very long-chain fatty acid metabolic process; fatty acid beta-oxidation using acyl-CoA oxidase; lipid homeostasis
Cellular component (GO): peroxisome
Molecular function (GO): FAD binding; fatty acid binding
Source: RefSeq, a predicted model, not a curated record
GCCGCUCUGGGGUUCCUCUGGCCAAGAGCAAGGAAGUCGCCCGCUUCGCGUCCCGCGAAGCGCCCGCGGGGCCGCGCGGGUGCCGUCUCUGUCUCCGCCGCGGCCGCUCACGCGCCGAGGGACCGCGGGAAGGAGAAGGGGCGGGCCGGGGCGGGGACUCGCGCAGACCUGGGGCGGCUCUUAGGGCCGGGCCUGCGCUGGAGUUGUGGACACUCGUUGUCGCUGUCGCCGCCGCUGCCUCUGCUGGCCGUCACCAUGAACCCGGACCUGCGCAGGGAGCGGGCCGCCGCCAGCUUCAACCCGGAGCUGCUCACGCACAUCCUGGACGGCAGCGCCGAGAACACCCGGCGCCGCCGAGAGAUCGAGAACCUGAUUCUGCAAGACCCAGACUUCCAGCAUGAGGACUUGAACUUUCUCACUCGCAGCCAGCGUUACGAGGUGGCUGUUAGGAAGAGUGCCAACAUGGUGAAGAAGAUGAGGGAGUUUGGCAUCGCAGACCCUGAUGAAAUCAUGUGGUUUAAAAAUUUUGUGCACCGAGGGCGGCCUGAGCCUCUGGAUCUUCACUUGGGCAUGUUCUUGCCCACCUUGCUUCACCAGGCAACUGAGGAACAGCAGGAGCGCUUCUUCAUGCCCGCCUGGAACUUGGAGAUCAUUGGCACUUAUGCCCAGACAGAGAUGGGUCAUGGAACUCAUCUUCGAGGCUUGGAAACCACAGCCACUUAUGACCCUGAAACCCAGGAGUUCAUUCUCAACACUCCCACUGUGACCUCUAUCAAGUGGUGGCCUGGUGGACUUGGAAAGACUUCAAAUCAUGCAAUUGUUCUUGCCCAACUCAUCACUAGGGGGAAAUGCUAUGGAUUACAUGCCUUCAUUGUACCUAUUCGUGAAAUUGGGACCCAUAAGCCUUUGCCAGGCAUUACUGUAGGAGACAUUGGCCCCAAAUUUGGCUAUGAUGAGAUGGAUAAUGGCUACCUGAAGAUGGACAGUUAUCGUAUUCCCAGAGAAAACAUGCUAAUGAAGUACGCCCAGGUGAAGCCUGAUGGCACGUACGUGAAGCCUGUGAGUAACAAGCUGACCUAUGGGACCAUGGUGUUUGUCAGGUCCUUCCUCGUGGGAGAAGCCGCUCGGUCUCUGUCUAAGGCUUGCACCAUUGCCAUCCGAUACAGCGCUGUGAGGCACCAGUCUGAAAUCAAGCCAGGUGAAUCAGAACCACAGAUUUUGGAUUUUCAAACCCAGCAGUAUAAACUCUUUCCACUCCUGGCCACUGCAUAUGCCUUCCAGUUUGUAGGCGCGUAUAUAAAGGAGACCUACCUUCGGAUUAAUGAAGGCAUUGGCCAAGGGGACCUGAGUGAACUGCCUGAGCUUCACGCCCUCACCGCGGGGCUGAAGGCUUUCACCACCUGGACAAGUAGCGCUGCUAUUGAAGCGUGUCGCAUGGCGUGUGGCGGGCAUGGCUAUUCUCAUUGCAGUGGUCUUCCAAAUAUUUAUGUCACUUUUACACCAGCCUGCACCUUUGAGGGAGAAAACACUGUCAUGAUGCUGCAGACGGCUAGGUUCCUGCUGAAAAGUUACGACCAGGUGCACUCAGGAAAGUUGGUCUGUGGCAUGGUGUCCUACUUGAAUGACCUGCCCAGUCAGCGCAUCCAGCCACAACAGGUAGCAGUCUGGCCGACUGUGGUGGAUAUCAACAGCCCGGACAGCCUAACAGAAGCGUAUAAACUUCGUGCGGCCAGAUUAGUAGCAAUUGCUGCGAAAAACCUUCAAACUGAAGUGGUUCACAGAAAAAGCAAGGAGGUAGCAUGGAACCUAACUUCCGUUGACCUUGUUCGAGCAAGUGAGGCACAUUGCCACUAUGUGGUAGUUAAGCUCUUUACAGAAAAACUCCUCAAGAUUCAAGAUAAAUCUGUCCAAGCUGUCUUAAGGAAUUUAUGUCUCUUGUAUUCUCUGUAUGGAAUCAGUCAGAAUGCAGGGGAUUUUCUUCAGGGGAGCAUCAUGACCGAGUCUCAGAUUACCCAAGUGAACCAGCGUAUAAAGGAGUUACUGACUGCCAUUCGCCCUGAGGCUGUUGCUUUGGUUGAUGCUUUUGAUUUUCAGGACGUGACACUCGGCUCUGUGCUUGGCCGCUAUGAUGGGAAUGUGUACGAAAACUUGUUUGAGUGGGCCAAGAAAUCCCCACUGAACAAAACAGAGGUCCAUGAAUCUUACUACAAGCACCUGAAGCCACUGCAGUCCAAGCUCUGAAGUGUCAUGACGAGUGUAAUCUGUUCCAGAAAGCAGCUCUGCUCUUCUACUCCCCUUGCUCCUGUCGCUCAAAUCUGUGCGGCAUCUUUAUCGAAUUCAGAGAGCUAUAGAGCAAAUGAUAAAUUGACCCCUUGCCUCUUUUUAUAAAUGAAGGAAAAAAAGAACAGAUUUCAGAGAUUAAAUGAAAAAAAAGGUGUGUUUUAAGUGCAAUUAACACUGAAAGAGACCUGUUAAGCAUUCAGAAAAAGCUUUAAGAAAUGUCAUAUGACUUCCAUUUAUAAUGCUGCUGAUCCCAGUAGGCCAUGCCUUUUGAUAAUUAGUAGAAUUUAACUACUAAGUAGUUAAUUAUUUUCACAUCUCAGUUCUUAAUCACUGGAUAUAUAAGUGUUUUUAAGCAAAGAUAUUUUUUAAGUGAGGUAUAACCCUUCCAGGCGUUCCUGCUAAAUGUCCUACCACUCCCACCGUGGGGCCUGCUAAAAAGCAGGACUGAAG